Leptopilina boulardi is the source of this 475-nucleotide messenger RNA. RefSeq names its product 40S ribosomal protein S26 (gene RpS26). The coding region runs from base 83 to 427 and encodes 114 amino acids. Lineage: Eukaryota; Metazoa; Arthropoda; Insecta; Hymenoptera; Figitidae. The transcript is spliced from 3 exons. Gene Ontology annotation, cellular component: ribosome; cytosolic small ribosomal subunit. Gene Ontology annotation, biological process: translation. Gene Ontology annotation, molecular function: mRNA binding; structural constituent of ribosome. The record is from RefSeq and is a predicted model, not a curated record.
UUUGAUAUAUUCUGCGCAUGACAGAGUUAAAGUCGAUGUAAACGGAAGUUCCGGUUUCUUUUCUCUGCUUGGGUGCGAGAAGAUGACGUGCAAACGUCGUAACGGAGGGCGUGCAAAGCAUGGCCGUGGCCAUGUCAAUCCAGUUAGGUGCACAAAUUGUGCACGUUGUGUUCCAAAAGACAAGGCAAUUAAAAAAUUCGUCAUCAGGAACAUUGUUGAAGCAGCUGCCGUAAGAGAUAUCACAGAAGCCAGCGUAUAUCAAGCCUAUCAACUCCCAAAAUUAUACGCGAAGUUGCACUACUGCGUUUCAUGCGCUAUUCACUCUAAAGUUGUUCGCAACAGAUCGAAGGCUGAUCGUCGCAUCCGAACACCACCUGUUCGCAAUUUCCCCAGGGAUAUGCGUCAAGGACAGCAGAAUCGCAAAUAAUUAAUAUUGUGUAUGGAUUUUAAAAAAUAAAAAAAUUUUACACUUGUA